UAGCUUGCCGGUUGGCUUGGAUUACCAUGGUUUUUGUGCUCUACGACUUCGAGCUCUUAUCCAAUCACAAUCUAAUCACGGACGAAGAAUGCUUGGGCGCAUGCUCCAUGGCCAACUUUGCAUUUGUUCCUCAGCUAUUCUCAUCCGGGAUCGUUCACCGUUCGCUGAAUGACGAGCAAUGCCUGCAGCCUCCAUCUCGCGCCUGAUCACUACAAUCCUGGAGCACAAGGACGUUCCUGGUGAUUACUUUGGAGUCGCAUUCUCCAUUUACCAUUGUGCACUCGUGAAAGUUGUGAAAGAUAGAGACACGACAACUUUCAGUCAUAUGGUGGCUCUCCAAUUUUUACGGGCCUUCUCUUCAGACUCUCGUUCUACGCCGGGCAUCACUGCUCUUACCCGUCUUGGUCAUCGCAUCGAACCUGCACUCUUUGUGCGUGCCAUGGAGGUUUGCCGUUGGCCCGGGUCAACGAUGGACAAGGAGAACUCUCUCGAGCUUUGGCAAGAGAUCGCUCUUCAUCUCGAUCUCACAGACGUCCUCGCCCUCGGGAUGGUGUCAGAACUGUGCCGUCAAGCAGCCUCGAUGGUACUCCAUUAUCCUCACGUCAGUGCUCAUCGCGUUGUCGGCUGUCGCCCUUCUGCUACCUCGAAUGGUAUAUUAACGGAUCACGCCCGUGGCGUUCUUAUUGACAAUGCCGCUUGGACGGCGUGGCGUGUCCUUGUCCUACUCCUCAGUUGAAUUGGUCUAUGGAUAGAUUUACCAGGUAUAUGAGGACAUGGGCAAGCUGUAAUAUGAAUGAUCUGUGCAACUUUUUAAGUUGUCUUAUGUCGUGCUUCGUAGUGUGCUUGCGUCGUCGUCGUCGUCAUCGUGUGCCACUAGUGGCACGCAGCGAGCAAGCGUGGGAAACAGCGACGAAAUACGAUUUUACCAAUAUUAGCGCCCACAUCCUUGGGCUUAACAGUCACGGUCUCGAGGGGAAUUGGCUGUAA
This is a messenger RNA of Suillus clintonianus, 987 nucleotides long. RefSeq lists its product as uncharacterized. Lineage: Eukaryota; Fungi; Basidiomycota; Agaricomycetes; Boletales; Suillaceae. The transcript is spliced from 4 exons. Bases 179 to 736 code for a protein of 185 amino acids. The record is from RefSeq and is a predicted model, not a curated record.